AUGAAUAUCGGGCUAAGAUGGGCCCUAGGCUGGGUCCUGGGCCUACUUCUCGCCUUUAUCAACAUCACCUUUGCCUGUGAAGGAAGAUUAUGUCAAGACUGCGAUACAUUUGAACGAGCCGGUGAUGAGUGUCAGUCACAUCAAAUUUCACCUAUGAUGUACUGCGACCCAUCAACAAAUUUAAUUACGAAAUCAAUGACGGCUUUCCUUGAAUGCAAUACGAAUGUGCUCGUAUUGAGGGAAUGCACAUCUGGCACUUAUUUCCAAGAGAAAAAGGGCUGCGUAGAUCCACUGCACCAACCUUUCAUGCAGGCGUCAGUUUCGGGCAGCGGACGUGUUGGAGAUAUUUGUCAAUACAACACUGAUUGUUUGAAUGGAAUGUACUGUUCGGGCGGUGUCUGCUCAUGUUUGAGCACAUAUAUUAUGCGGGAAUCGUAUUGUUAUGAAAAGAUUAAUCCAAAUCAGCCGGGUUGUACGUAUGAUGUGCAAUGUGAGGCGGUUUGGCCCGGGGCUCGUUGUUCGAUGGAAAGUUCGAUUGGUACAUGUAAAUGUCCGGAAGCCACCCAUAUCGCUCGAGAGACCCGCGACGGUUGGGUUUGCGUAUCCAUGCGUGACCAAGGAACCGGAGGAAGUGCUCCUCUAUAUUUUGUAUGCCCACUACCCGAAGGCGCCGGCUUCAAGAUCGCCCUCGACGAUAAAGUCCAUUUUAAGAAAACCAUCAACGAUCCAGCCCCUGAUUUUAAUGGAUUUCCGGUGGCUUGUACUGUGGGAAGUUCACAACCUAUCGAACCAGUCCAAGGCCUGACCGGAGGCGGUGGCUGCAUUUGGCCUUCGACUGGCGAAUUUAUUGGAGACCUUUAUGACUGUAUUCAUACAUCUCCAUUGGCAACGUUGGCAAAAGAAUUUCCGCAGUCGCAUUAUUCGGCGACGGCUGAUGGAGUCUGUUGCCCUUCACGAGCAUUGGCUUGCAUCCAACCACAAGUCACCGGACCAAACCCGACCGAGCCCAGAUGGUGGUACAAUACAGUAACUGGCACCUGCCAACAAUUCAUGUGGGACCCAGCCGCCAGCUCGGCCAGUCAUCACUCCGCAAAUAAUUUCCGCACGAUUCAGCAUUGCGAGAGUUAUUGCAGGGAUACAUGCACGCGCGGUGCCCCACAGUAUACGGCAGACACGGCUCCGUCGAUACAGCAGGAGCGCGCUGUCACAGCCUGUGGAGCAUCAACCUCGUGUGCCAACGAUUUUGCGUGUACAGCAGUUGGCAGUCAACACCUAUGCUGCCCAACCCCAGGAUCAAUCUGCUCGACUCGCGGUGGACGUGCGAUGGACCUCUCGCCUAGAUCAACGGUGUUCCACCCAGGAUUCCUUGUGAACACUGGAAAAGAAAGCAUUCGUUUUUACUACGAUCCAGCACUGGGAAGGUGCCAAGAUUUUGUCUUCCGCGGUUCUGGAGGCAAUUUCAACAACUUCCUCUCCAAACACGAAUGUGAUAUGUUCUGCGCUAGACUACAAUGCGAGCGUGGCACACCCUUACGAGUCGGCGAAGAUGCUCAACGCUGCCAUGCCCAAGCACAAUGCCCUUCCUCUCACGAAUGUAAGAUGGAACAAGGCGUUUGUUGCCCCAGAAAACAAACAAUUUGUGCCCAACCCCUCAGAGUCGGCGAUUGCACCGAAAAUGUUAAAAGGUAUUGGUAUAACGCCAAAACACGUCAAUGCCAGAUGUUUGAAUACACCGGCUGCCAGGGCAACGACAACAAUUUCGCCACGAUCCUCGAUUGCCAGAAUUUCUGCAAAAAUGCAAUUCCUGAACCAAAAUGCAUCCAGGGCCAAGCCUACAAAGAUGUUUAUGGAAAUUUUGUGACUUGUCAGAACGGACAGGGCUGCCCUCAAAAUCAUGAAUGCUAUUUUGAUGGAAACCAGUGGGGCUGCUGCCCGACUAAACCCUACACCUGUUCACUGGCUGCCGAUCCUGGAAUACAAUGUGGCGCAGGGUCGACGUUUAAAUUUUACUACAAUACACAAAGCCAGAAUUGUGAUAGUUUUCAGUAUAAUGGAUGCGAUGGUAAUUCAAAUAAUUUUGCUACUAGAGAAACUUGCGAACACUAUUGUUCCGUUGGUGGAUGCCCUAAUGGCGGUACACCACAUAGAGACCAUUUUGGCCAAAUUACUGUAUGCUCCUCACAGGAAUCUUGUCCGGAUACCCAUGAAUGUAUGCCAGUGUUGGUUGGCCAGAGCACAAUCCAUAGAUGUUGCCCGACAAGAGGGCACAUGUGCUCCCUUCCACCUCAAACCGGAACCCAAUGCGGGGCACAACCGGUUCAACGCUACUAUUUUAACAUCGUAACAGGAUCUUGUACCUCAUUCCAAUUCGGAGGCUGUGAUGCAAACCACAACAAUUUCCUGACGAUGACACAGUGCCGUAACUUCUGCAUGAGCAACGCGUGCCCAGCUGGAAAUAUAGCUUAUAUUGAUCCAAACACUCAACUGCCGAUUGAAUGCAAUGAGGCUUUAUCCAAUAGCUGUCCGCCUGGCUAUGAGUGCACUUUUAAUCCAUUAACCAAUGGACAUGUAUGCUGUGGAGCCACUGAACAGGGCGUUUGCCCGGACGGUGAAAAAGCGUUUGUUGACGUUCUAUCGAUGUCGCCACGAGAAUGUCUCAUUAAUCUGGAAGCUUCUUGCCCGGCUAAUUACUUAUGCCGUUUCAACAUUCAAAAGAACAAAUAUUAUUGCUGCAGCCAUAUCAAAGAUCGUAUGUGCCCUACCGGUCGGUUCCUUUAUAAAGAUACUCGCACAAGAGCGCCCGUUAAAUGUACCAUUGGGAAGCAAGAACAAUGUGCUGAUGGAUAUUCAUGCCAGAGCUAUCUGCCUGAGGCGUUCCAAGGAUUCUGCUGUACUACCAAUUCUAUCUGCCCGGACGAUGCAGAAUAUUUGGUCGACGAAUCCUCACACCUUCCAAGAGCCUGUACUAUGGGCGCUUACGUGUCUUGUCCUUCUGGUUUUUUGUGCAGGUCUUACACUUCUUCCACAGAAGGCUUCUGUUGCCGGGGAUCAUCCGUAUUAGUGGCCAGACCAGUUACAGAUGGCUGCCCACCCGGUAACUUUGUGUGGCUGGUUGGAUCAGAACCAGGCCAAUGUGACCCAUUCAACCCACCGAAUGCCCCAUGUCCCGAGGGUUUCACUUGCCAAUGGUCAACCGCCAAUCAACGAUAUCAAUGCUGCGGCUCCAGCGCUCCAGUGCAACCAAGAGCAGCGGAUGGUUGCCCGUCGGGUCAAGUCGCUUACCGCGAAACUGGCACAGUCCGGGUUUGCACCGCCGGGGCAACGAACUGCCCUGCCGGAUACUUCUGUCAGUUCAGCAACCCGAAUAACCAAUUCCAGUGUUGUGGUGUUAGCGCCGGUUGCCCCGAAGAAGGCGUAGCUUUUAUCGGCGUUUCCGGAGAAGCUGAGAAAUGCGUGGUCGGUCAAUCGCAAUGCCCAGCAGGCUUCGCGUGUCUACGCACCGUAGCUGGUCAUCACACUUGUUGCACAGCUAGGAUCGAACAUUGUACCGAUGAUCAGGUUACGGUGGACGGACGAUGUUUAGAUCGAGCAUACCCAACCCAGAAAUGUGAAUCGAUGCAGCAGUGUGCUGGUGGUUCGUUGUGUCAAGCUGGGGAAUGUGUAUGUCCGAAAGGAACCUCGCAUGUUGGGAAAUACUGUCAAAAGGAGAUUGCACCCCCAGACUGCCAGGAGCGCGAGAUAAUGGCUGGUGGUAUGUGUUUACCGAUUGUCGGUCUCGAGGACAAAUGUACGGUACAGCAGCAAUGCCCAGAUGGAGCAACUUGCGCGCAGGGUCUAUGUGUUUGCAAGCAAGGUAUGACCGAGCGCAAUGGAAAAUGCAUCCAUUCAAUCUCUACUAAAGCAACCCACCAUACCUGUUCGGUUCCGUCCGCGACGGUGUUACUUGAUGACGAUACUGGAAGGGUGGUCCCGUGCAGAAGAAUGGGUGACAGCAAUUGUCCUAAAGGCUACGAAUGCCAAAUCAACUCAAAAAGAACGCAAUAUAUUUGCUGCUCAAUCAUCGAAGGUACCCCACCGACCGUCGCCACCACCAUUCGCGGAAGAAAAUAUAAAAAGACGAGUACCUGCCCGCCAAAGCGUACUGCAUAUUUGGUCAACGGUCAACCGCAGAAGUGCUUCUCCACAAAGUGCCCACAAGGAUAUGAGUGCUUAUAUAGUUAUGGUAAAUAUGUGUGCUGCUCCGCGGCCAGUGGUACCACCUUACCGACCCUUCCCUCAUCGGCAGAAUCAAAUUCGUUGGUUUCGAAUUUCCUGAAGAAGACAUUGCCGACCCUUACCUCGAGCUUCACUACAAAUUCAGCAUCGACGAGCCAGGGUACUGCCGCGUCGUUAAGGGCUACGACGACAGAAUGUGCGCGGGGUGAACCAUUGUUACAUCCAUCCACCCAGUCUCCUGUUUUAUGCUCGAAUCGCAGUGGCCGAACGUGCCCAACUGGAUAUAGCUGCGUAAGGUCGCUCGUUGAUGGGGCUCAUAUUUGUUGCUCGACCAAGAUGCAUGACAUUCGACGGAAACGGCCUUGUGAAGGAUUUGCUGUACUUGUCACCCGAAUACACAACGGAAAACUGAUAAAGCGAUGCGAACGAAGCUGCCCAUAUCCGGAGGUACCAAUCGGCGGCGUAUGCUACGAAAUGCGCGGCAUG
This is a messenger RNA of Mesorhabditis spiculigera, 4701 nucleotides long. The record is from the annotation of a GenBank genome assembly. Lineage: Eukaryota; Metazoa; Nematoda; Chromadorea; Rhabditida; Rhabditidae.